This is a messenger RNA of Mangifera indica (mango), 1269 nucleotides long. RefSeq names its product cinnamoyl-CoA reductase 1. Gene Ontology annotation, molecular function: oxidoreductase activity, acting on the CH-OH group of donors, NAD or NADP as acceptor. Lineage: Eukaryota; Viridiplantae; Streptophyta; Magnoliopsida; Sapindales; Anacardiaceae. The record is from RefSeq and is a predicted model, not a curated record. The transcript is spliced from 5 exons. The coding region runs from base 70 to 1083 and encodes 337 amino acids.
CUUUUAUUCUUAUACUGGCUUUCCACUCUUUAACAAAUAUUCUACUUCUUUUCUCCAACCAGUCGCAAUAUGCCAGUCGACAUCUCCCCAGUUUCCGGCCAAACUAUCUGUGUCACGGGCUCCGGUGGCUUCAUAGCUUCGUGGAUGGUUAAGCUCCUCCUCGAAAGAGGUUACAAUGUGAAAGGAACAGUCAGAAAUCCGGAUGAUCCGAAGAAUAGCCAUUUGAGGGAGCUUGAAGGAGCGAAGGAAAGAUUGACUUUAUGCAAAGCUGAUCUUCUUGAUUUUCAGAGUCUUAAAGAAGCCAUUAAUGGAUGUGAUGGAGUUUUCCAUACUGCUUCGCCCGUGACAGACGAUCCUGAACAAAUGGUGGAGCCGGCGGUAAUUGGAACAAAGAAUGUGAUUGUUGCGGCGGCAGAGGCCAAAGUCCGGCGUGUGGUGUUCACGUCGUCGAUUGGCGCAGUGUACAUGGACCCCAAUCGGAGCCCCGAUGUUGUGGUUGACGAGUCUUGCUGGAGCGACCUCGAGUUCUGCAAGAACACAAAGAACUGGUAUUGCUAUGGAAAAGCGGUGGCGGAGCAGGCGGCGUGGGAGGAGGCGAAGGAGAAAGGUGUGGACCUGGUGGUGGUGAACCCGGUUCUAGUGCUAGGACCACUGUUGCAGUCAACCAUAAACGCUAGCAUUAUUCACAUCUUGAAGUAUUUAACAGGCUCUGCAAAGACUUAUGCUAAUUCUGUUCAAGCAUAUGUGCACGUUAGGGAUGUGGCACUUGCCCACAUCCUUGUUUACGAGAAUCCCUCCGCCUCCGGCCGAUACCUCUGCGCCGAAAGUGUGCUCCACCGUGGCGAGGUGGUGGAGAUUCUUGCAAAGUUCUUCCCUGAAUAUCCCAUCCCCACCAAGUGUUCAGAUGACAAUAACCCAAGAGCAAAACCCUACAAGUUUUCAAACCAAAAGCUCAAGGACUUGGGGAUGGAGUUUACACCGGUGAAGCAGUGCCUAUACGACACCGUUAAGAGCCUGCAAGAGAAGGGUCAUCUUCCUAUUCCUACACAGCAAGAAGAUAACUCGCUUAGAAUUCAGUCUUAAUGUAUAAUUAAAAGUGAUUUUGGAGUUGCAUUGCCCCUAUUGUGAGUUGAUAUAAAAAUUGUAUCACUAAGAUCAAGGUGUCUUGCCUUUGUAUCAAUUUCUCCUCUAAUGGGAUUAAAUAAUUUUAGUUUAUAAUGAUAUAAUCCCACUAGUUUAAAUUAUUAAUGUAAAUCCCCUUUUUUUUCA